AUGUCACAGGAAGCUCCUGAUGAACUCAGCUUGGCAUUGGACUUGGAAGCUCCUCCGAUCUACUACAACAAGGCAGACUACAUACAGACUGCGUCUGGAAACAAGGUCAGUCGCAAUUCAGUCCUCUGUGGCUCGCAGAAUAUCUCUCUCGUGGGGAACUCCGUUGUAAAGCCCGGUGUUGUGCUAAGAGGUGAUCUACAGCUUCUCAAGAUAGGUAAGUUCGUGAUUGUGGGAGAUGGCUGUGUGCUGCGACCCUCCUACAAGAAGUACAAGGGAAACAUAGCAUUCUUCCCAAUGAGCAUCGGGGACUACGUGACAAUUGGGCCAAAGAGCAUCGUCUGCGCUGCCCAGAUCGGUUCCUGUGUGGACAUCGGCGAGAACUGUGUCAUCUCGAAGCGGUGCAUACUGAAGGAUAACUCCAUGAUUCUGCCUGGCACAAUCCUUCCACCGGACACCAUCGUACCUCCGCUCACGGUCUUCGGAGGCAUUCCGGGCAGGUAUUUGGGGGAACUGCCCGAGUCGCAACCGAUUGUUCAAAAGGAGCACGCAAUGACGGAGUACAGACGGUUCCUUCCUUUAGCCAAAGGCGGAGGUGCAACGCCAAAGGCUUCGACGCCCAAAGCCAAAGCAGCGAAGAGCCCUAGCAAUGCUCAGCUGUCUCCAUAG
Molecule: messenger RNA, 666 nt
Organism: Symbiodinium sp. CCMP2456
Lineage: Eukaryota; Dinophyceae; Suessiales; Symbiodiniaceae
Source: the annotation of a GenBank genome assembly